GAAUUGUUCGCCGUUUCUCGUGCCAACACAUAUUGAAGGACACCGACCAUGGCCACAAGCAAUGAGACCGGACCCAGCGCAUCCUCCCAGCCUGACCUCUCCCAGCUUUCCUCCCAAAUCGACCUCCUGGUCGCCCUGAACCUAUGGUCCUGGCCUGCGCUGACCCUCGCCAUUCAAAAUGCCUGGGGCGGCUCUGCACAGGUCUCAAACGAUAAACGAGACUGGAUGGCAGGCGCUGUUUCGGAGCUCCUGACGUCUACCCCUCCUCAACUCGAAGAUGUUGCUGAUCUGGAGGAAGUUCUUCUACAAGUCAUGGUCGAUGAAUUCGAGGUCGUUGUUGACGACGGCACCGCGGAAGAAGUGGCGCGGAACAUAUGGUCUGGAGCAGCCAAACUCAGAAAUGGAGAUCUUACUGAGCUAGAUCAAAUGUACACAAAAUGGCAAGAGAAGCAAAAGAAGGGUGGCGACAAAGUGGUGGGUAUUGUGCAAGGCGAGGAUAAAGACCAAGACACAGAUUGGGACGAAGAUGACGAAGAAGAGGAGGAAUGGAAUGGUUUCGCUGACAAUCAAGAUGUUGAUAUGGACGAAGCGCCUCCUCUGGUCGGCUCCUCCCAGCCAAAACAAAAGGUCGAACCUGAAGUUGAUGAAGACGGAUUUACCAAGGUUGUGGGCAAGAAGAAGAGAUGAGACUGGUUGGUAUUGGGAGUAUCUUCUCAAUCUAACCCUAGAACUCUUUCUGUCACAGAAGACUCGUCCUGAUACGAAGAGCUCGAUCCUGGCUUCGACGACUGCGCCUACGACUCUUCAACCCCAAGCCUGGUCUGAAAGACUGCGUCAUCAGUGGUCUUCCGGCUCGACCAGCCCAAGCUUCUCGUUCUCGGCCUUACUCCUCUGACUCCAUUCCGGCGGCACAUCGAUACCUUCCUCCUCCUCACGAUCACCCUGCUCCUUAUCCUUAUGCACCGUUGUUGGUUUGUGCUCGGCAGGAGAGUAUACUGUGUACAGAAUGAGAGGCGUAGGGCCCGUAUUGAUGAAUUGAUGCUGAGUGCCGGCGGGAACGAUGAUCAGAUCACCAGCCUUGACGUCCUGGUCGACGCCGUUGAUCGUCGCUUUGCCUUGUCCAGACGUGAAUGUCAGGAUCUGGUCGACGGUGUGUUUCUAAGAGACGGUCAGAGCAAGAAUAACAAUACCGCCUGCAAGGGAGGAGAAGUUAUUGCUCGUUUCAAAAGAGCAGGGACGUACCUCGUCACCAAUCUCUCCAUCUACAGGCACUGUCAUGAGCACCAGCUGGCUGUACAAGCCCGUCCAGAGGACGCGGCGAAACUCGCCAGAUUCGCUGGGUAGCGAUGUCGUCAUGUUCGGAAAGUAAGCCAUCUCAUGCUUCGGCGGAUCCAUCGAGGGAGUAGUGAACUUCAUGGUGGUGGUUGCGAAGUGUCGACUUCCGAGAAUUGACCUUGCUCUUGAGAGGUGAUAUGAGCUUGGAGUUUUGCGAGAUGGGGUUGCUAAAAGGCGAGAAUUGCUCUGUCGGAUAUGUGUGGUGGAUGACGAACGUAGAAUAGAU
Messenger RNA from Exophiala xenobiotica, 1561 nucleotides. RefSeq lists its product as uncharacterized. The record is from RefSeq and is a predicted model, not a curated record. Gene Ontology annotation, biological process: maturation of SSU-rRNA from tricistronic rRNA transcript (SSU-rRNA, 5.8S rRNA, LSU-rRNA). Lineage: Eukaryota; Fungi; Ascomycota; Eurotiomycetes; Chaetothyriales; Herpotrichiellaceae. The coding region runs from base 49 to 687 and encodes 212 amino acids. Gene Ontology annotation, cellular component: nucleus. The transcript has a single exon.